This is a messenger RNA of Marmota monax (woodchuck), 8597 nucleotides long. RefSeq names its product zinc finger and BTB domain containing 25 (gene Zbtb25). Lineage: Eukaryota; Metazoa; Chordata; Mammalia; Rodentia; Sciuridae. Gene Ontology annotation, biological process: regulation of transcription by RNA polymerase II. The transcript has 4 exons. Bases 149 to 847 code for a protein of 232 amino acids. The record is from RefSeq and is a predicted model, not a curated record. Gene Ontology annotation, molecular function: RNA polymerase II cis-regulatory region sequence-specific DNA binding; protein binding; DNA-binding transcription factor activity, RNA polymerase II-specific. Gene Ontology annotation, cellular component: nucleus.
CCAUCGCGCGGCGGCCGACGCGGGAAGCCGCGCGAGAGCCCGGCACCGAGUGCGUGAGUCGGCGCUGCCGCGUGCAGUGCGCGGCGCGGAGCCCGCCCCUCCCGCAUAGAGAAGCCAGCCCGCCGCCGCGGCGGCGUCUGGAGCCACAAUGGAUACUGCUAGCCAUAGCCUUGUCCUUCUGCAGCAGCUGAACAUGCAGCGAGAAUUUGGUUUUCUAUGUGAUUGCACAGUUGCUAUUGGAGAUGUUUACUUCAAAGCCCAUAGAGCAGUGCUUGCUGCUUUUUCUAACUAUUUCAAGAUGAUAUUUAUUCACCAAACAAGUGAAUGCAUAAAAAUCCAACCAACCGACAUUCAACCUGACAUAUUCAGCUAUUUGUUACAUAUUAUGUACACGGGGAAAGGGCCAAAACAGAUUGUGGAUCAUAGUCGUUUGGAGGAAGGGAUUCGAUUUCUUCAUGCCGACUACCUUUCUCACAUUGCAACUGAAAUGAAUCAAGUGUUCUCACCAGAGACUGUGCAGUCCUCAAACUUGUAUGGCAUUCAGAUUUCAACAACCCAAAAAACAACUGUGAAACAAGGGCUGGAGGUCAAGGAAACUCCUUCCAAUAACAAUGGAAACAGAGCUGCUGUCCAGGGUGACCACCCUCAGUUGCAGCUGUCUCUUGCUAUUGGGCUUGAUGAUGGCACUGCAGACCAGCAGAGAGUUCAUCCUGCUGCCCAGGCCUUGGAGGAGCACCAGAAACCCCCAGUGUCCAUCAAGCAGGAGAGAUGUGAUCCAGAAUCUGUGGUCCCCCAGAGCCACCCCUCACCCUCAUCAGAGCAGUCCUGCCAAAUAUUGUCUUCCUAGUGUUGAGGUAAGUAGUCUUUGUGCUGGGUAACAUUUUGGAGAUGUGAUGCAAAAAAGUAUCAGUAGACCCUGUUCUUCCGAACCAUAAUCUAUGGUAAAAGAAAAGGGGUAUCCUAAUCAAAUAAGUGCCUUCCAACUGCCAUUUCUGGAAAGAAAGGUAAUAAAUGUCUAGUCAUUUCCCAGAAGUUUCUUUGCUCCUAUCUUCCCUAUUUACAUUAUAUCUCCUUGCCCCCAGUAACAUAAUCUACAUCAGUAGUUCUCAACCAUAUGUCAGUCUGGAUGGGAUUCUCCAGUAAAAAGGAACCAACAGGAGAUAGAAAGAUGAGAUAGAUAUAUAGAUGUGUUACAAGAAAUUGGCUCAUGCAUUUAUGGAAUUGAGAAGUCCCAACAUCUAUAUUUUGCAAACUGAGAAACAGGGGAGCCAAUGGUGUAGUUCUAGUGUGGUCCAAAGGCCUUGAAACCAGUAGAGCUAAUGGCAGAAGUUCCAGUUCAAAAUUGGGCAGGUUUGAGACCCAAGCCAGUAUUUCAGUAUUCAUCCAAAGACAGGAGAUCAGUAUCCUAAAUUAAAAAAAAAAUGCUUAUAGACACCCAGAAUACUGUUUGACUAAAUAUAUGAAUACUUCAUGAUCUAGUCAAGUUGAGACAUUAACCAGCACCCAGAGAUAUCCCCCUCUCCAUGGUAACAUCUGGCAGUAUGGAGAUGGUUUUGGUCAUCUACUGAAUAGGAGAUAAGGGAAGGUUGCUACUGGCAUUUAAUGGGUGUCAAUCACGGAUGCUGCUAAAAAUCUUACAGUGCAGAAGACAGCCUCCCACAAUGAAGAACUACCCAGCUCAGUGUCCGUGGAGCUGAGGUUGACCAACCCUGGUGUAAAAGCUUAAUGUAAGUUUUGUGGUAGUUGUCAGGAAUUAAAGAAUGCAAAGAAACUUAUUUUAAGAUUUCUAUCCCAAUUAUUUUUGAGGUUAAUUAUUAUUUAUUUUAAUGGAGUAUGUGAUAUGUUUGUUGUGAAGUGAAUUCUAUUUGUAUUAUCCUAUCCCCCAGAUUAUAAAAAAUUAAAAAUGUGAUUAUUUAAAAAUCAGAGGUGUAUUAAUUGGGACAGUUUUAAAUCUAUUCAUAUACUAUUUGAAUGAAAUAAUUGUGUCUCUAAAUUCUCUUGGUGAAAUUAAAAUGGGAUUGUAGGUUAUAAUUUUGUAAAUCUUGGGGGCCGGGGUUGUGGCUCAGAGGUAGAGUGCUCGCCUACCAUGCAUGAAGCACUGGGUUCCAUCCCCCGCACCACAUAAAAAUAAAAUAUUGUGUCCACCUAUAACUAAAAAAUAAAUAUUUAAAAAAUUUUUUUGUAAAGUUUCAAUUGGCCAAAAGGUGGCACCAGUGUACUUUUUAAAAAUGCACCAAGUUUGGUGUUACUCUUAAUUGUUAGCUACUUCUGGAUUUGCCUUUACUUUAUAGUCAGCAGCUCACUACAGUGGUAUUGUUUUUAUUCUUCCUCAUUUCCUUCCAUCUAGUUCUAGUCUGAGUAAGCUGAGAAUUCCUUUCUCUUUAAUAGAAUCCUCUUACCCUCAGCUCUUUUUGCCUUCCAAAAAUUAGUGAAUGUCUGUCUUUUAAAUUUGUUCCCAUUUCUACUACAAGGUUAUUGUUAGUUUUCUCCUAGAACUUAAUACCUAGCCACCAAUUGCUUUCCUCAGUUUUAUUUCACAGUUGAUGAGCCAACUUGGAAAAUGAACCCAUUUCCCUCAGAUAAAUUUUCUUCCAGUGUUUAUACAAUGUUAUACUUUUUCCAUUGAAACAACUUGGUGAUAUCAUAUUAAAAUAACAGAAAUAAAGUAUCCCUUUACUGUUGUCCUUUACUGUCAGAAGUCUGAAGGAGUAGCAGUGCACUGGGAGGGAUUCUUUGUACACUGCACUAGUCCCUUCCCUUCUCAGAGCCAGGGAGAGGCUUAUGGAAGGAGGCAGCUGGAGAAGGUGUCCCUCACCAGCUAUAGUUGUGUUUUUACUGAGUUUCAGGAAGUCCCACAUCAGAUUUGUGUGUACCUAGUGAGUCUCUGAAGAAUGAGACCUAAUGAAUUUAGCCUGUUUUUCUGAAGACAUAUGACAUAUGAUACUUUGUUCCAAAUGUGUAGGUUAAAAACAAAACAAAGGAAUGGGAGAUGGGAGGGACUGAGAUUUGUAUAAACUGCUUUGUAGGGAAGGAAAUCUAAAUAAACUGUAGUGGUUCUUCAGCAAAUAUUCAUCUGUUAACUUUUUGAAUGAGAAAAUAAAACAUUUGCAUAAGGAAGGGGAAAGGUCUUUAAAUGCAGACCAAAGAUUCCAGAGAAAUGAUAUAAAAAAUUUUCUUAGCCAGUCAGUUCUCAUUUCUGAACACUUCCCUUUUCUCACAAAUGUGCAGUCUCAUACUAUGAGUGAAGUGGUUCUUUCCUCUUUUUUCCAACCACAGUAUUUUAAAGUAUGGGAGGAAAGGCAUAUAAAGGGAAGACUUUUUUUUUUUAUUUUACGCAUCUCUUUGUAGACCUCUCAAACUUUGAUGGCUACACUCAGCCACCAUGAUGGCCCUGCAGAUUAUGUGUAAAUACUCAGAUGGUAUAGAGGUCAUAAUAAGUUUAAAGACUUGUCAAAAUUUGUUAUAUGCUACAAAUAGGUGGAUUUUUUUUUUUUUUACUGUUUGUAAAGUAUGGCUUAAUGAAAAAAGAUGCAUACCACUCAGAAAAAUACAGAAAAGUCUUAUUAGAGUUUAACAAAACUUAAUGAUUGCUAUUAUUCACAGUUAUUCAUCAUCUUUCAGGAGAAACACUUCAGUCAGAUAUUGAGCACAUAGAGAGAACUCAGAAAAUUAGAGAUAAUUCUAUGCAAAUUCAUGCUGAAAUCAGGGAAAUAGCUGACAAAGCUAUUUGUGAUAUAUUUGGAUAAAAUAUAGAAAAUCCAGUUCAUUUUUUUUCAUCUGAAUUGUGUAGUGACCAUUUGUUUUGGCAUUCUAUACAUCUCAGCCUUCUAGCAUUUAAGGGCAGUUCUACUUUAGUCAUUCUGUUAGGAGGAUGGAAAUACUUUAAUUUUGUAUGACACUUAGAGAUAUUCUGCCUAAAUACCUGAUUUUGCAAAUGACAAUUACACAUGAAACCUGUGUCCUGAAAUUUAUAUGUGAGGCUAUUUGAUGAGCACACACAUGCAUGCCUAUAGCUGCAUUAGCUAUGGUGAUGGAUCACCAGGGUAUCCCAGAGUCCCCCUAGUGACCAUAUUGGCCAGACAUUUCUGUGUGACCCAAAGAUAUAGAAGUUAAAGCAGGGAUUUGGGGGUAAAAGAUUUAGAUACAGGGCUGGGAGUGUGGCUCAGGGCAGAGCAUGUGCUUAGCAUGCAUGAGGUCCUGGGUUCAAUCCCUAGCACUUAGGAAGCAUAUGCAGUUAUUUGCACCCAAUCUCCCAGGAGGGCAGAAGUGGAAAACCCUGGUUAUGGCCCCAAGUACAGCUAUGAAAAAUAUAUGAAAGGCUUAAUCCUGCCCCAUAAUUGCAGUGUCAUAAAGGUCAAGGCUGAAAGUCCUUUUUAAGUUUAGUUACAAAGCAAAUGGUGAGGAAAGUGUUUAGUCUUGCUAAUGUACAGAAACCGCUAGAGACUGCUACCAUGGUUAUAAUAGGUUGAAAAUCAGUUUUAAGGCUGGGAGUUUUCCAAGCUAGGAGCUAUCACCAUCUUCUCUAGGUUUUACUUUUUUAUGGUGCCUGCACCCAACAUUGCUGAGAAUUCACUGCAGUUCUGACAGUGUGUCAUGUGUACAUGUACAAACACACAUGUAUUCUUUGUAGAGCUCAGGAACAACCUUUGGUAAGCUUAAACUGGAAGUGGGGAAGGAACUCACAAAACAGUUAGAGCCAAGGUGGCUUUAACAGGGAUUAGCAGAGUUGCCUGUGAGGACAAGUUUGCAAAAGGUAGUAUAUAUUUCUAGAAAUAUGUAAUUUGAUGAAAAUUUUUAAAAUUUGAUAACUGAGCCAGGUGCAGUGGCGCAGUCUGUAUUCCCAGUGGCUUGGGAGGCUAAGGCAGGAGAAUCGUGAGUUCAAAGCCAGCCUCAGCAAAAGUGAGGCACUAAGCAACUCAGCGAGACCCUGUCUCUAAAUAAAAUAUAAAAAUUACAGCUGGAGGGGCUGGGAUUGUGGCUCAGUGGUAGGGCGCUCACCUAGCAUGUGAGAGGCCCUGGGUUUGUUCCUCAGCACCACAUAAAAAUAAGUAAAUAAAAUAAAGGUAUUGUGUCCAACGACAACUAAAAAAUAAAUAUUAAAAAAAAAUACAGUUCAGUGUAAAGUGCUCACCUAGCAUGUGAGGCACUGGAUUUGAUCCUCAGCACCAUAUUAAAAAAAUAAUAAAUAAAAUAAAGGUAUUUUAUUUUGUGUCCAUCUACAAAAAAAAAAAAAAAGACAUUAACUGGAACUAGGUUUAGUUUUAGGACUUUGAAGGUACUAUCAACUUUUAAAUGGGUCCAAGUCUUUCAUAGAGCCCAAAUAUUAUUAUUGGGCUGUAAUUAAGAAAAACCAGCAUUAUGUUAGCAGAAUGAAUCAGUGUCUUAGUAGUCACAGAACUUUUGACACACCCAGCCUUAACAGGUACUACCUGGAUAAUUUAAGCAUUUUUUACAUCAAGAUGGCUUGAUUAUUUGGGAAACCAUAAAGAUCAUUAAGAAAUCAUAUAAAUUAAUAUAAUUCAGAAAAGACAACUAAUGAGUAUAUAGCAAGAAAGGAUGAAAACUGCCUUUUUUGUUUCUAUUAUUGUUUUGUUUUGUUAAGCAGCACUGGGGAGCAAACCCAGGACUUCUUGCAUUGCUAAGCAAGAGCUCUUACCACUGAGCUACACCCCCAGCCUCCCAAACAGUUUUCGUUAAAUUCACAGGUGGCAUCACAUUCAGAACUUCCCUUUAGGUUGAAUUAGUUAAGAAUUCUAGUUCUCUUGCUGAAAGUAGAUUCCUUCAGGCACAUAUUAUAAAGUCUGUCUGAUGCCCAAUCAGCUGAGUGGAACUUUUGGUAAGGCUAACUAAGUGGUUUUAUCAGUAUGAUAUUUAUAGUUUUAUGAAGUGAACAUAAUUUACCAUUUUUUAAAGCUGUGGAUAAAUAAACAUUCUUUAUUAAUAAUUAGUAUCUAAAUUAAUUCGGCUUGAAACCUUUUUAUCAUAGUAUUAUUUAUUUAAUACUAAUAUCUGAUCCACAGUAAUACAAUACCAAUUUUAAUGAGAAAUACAAAAUGGAAUUCUUAAGACUUUCAGAAUAGCUCAUCCACUUAACAUUUUUACAGACAAUGAACUACUAUAAAUAUGUAACGUUAUGCAGGCCUUUUUCUGUACCUAGGCACAAUUCAGAAUGAAUAUACUGUUUAACUAUUUUGAAACUGCUAGUGUAUUCAGAUGACACUUUCCCCCACACAACCCAAAAUUACUCUCUCUGCUUCCCUAUCUGGCCUCAUGUUGCUGCACUGUCUGUGGCUCUUUGCCUUAACCUCUGUCCCAGCUUCUGCUGUCCUGUUCCCUAAACUGAGCUCUUGGAAAGCAGAGAGCCUGUUCCAUUAUCAAAAUGUUUGGCACGUGUUAUGCCUAACAGAGGCUGAAUCAAAUAGUAUUUAAUCUGCAUACCCAAGUUUUAUGUAGCUUCAUUCUAAUAAAUGUAACUAAAUAAGGAUCAUUAUUUUAAAAAUCUUUCAUAAAAUGUUCUAUGGAGGAUAUUUUGAAUUGUGUGUAAGAAACCUCAUGUUACACAAUAAAACACAGGAAUUUGAAACUAAAGAACUCUAAAACUUAAGGGAUUCAGAAAUAGCAGGCAGAAAAAUCAAACCCUGAUGUAUUUAAUAGCAGAUGAAAUUAGAAAGUAGACUUUUUUCAGUAAAGUUGACAUUAAAAGGAUGUUUUCGAACAAUAAGAUUCUAAAGUCUCACAAUUAUUUUUUAAAUUCUGUUGUAAAACCCUAAAAAAACUUAACUUUAAAAAGUAAGGCAACUUGAAGUUAGUUAGAAAUUUAUGGAUAAAAUUAACUCUGGAAUGCAUGCGGAUUUGACUGGAGCCCUCUCAUGAUCUCUGAAACAACCUUUAGCAAGAUGCUUAUUCACAUAUACUGGUGAAAUAAUACAAGUUCUCAAAAGUAAAUUAGAAAGUUUCUAAGACUCCACUGCAUAGUAGCCCAAUUAAGAUCAUUGCAAACUCUGUGCUGUCAAAUAUAUUACCUUGAAAGAAAAUUAUGCAGACAGCUUUUAUAUGAAGAACUCCAUUUGUGCCACAUGCUUAUUAUUCUUUGAGGUGGAGGAGGUGGCAGGGAACAUAAUUUCUGUUUGAAAGUUCUUUUGUUUUCUUCUACCUUUACUGGGUACUAUUUUUAUAUCUUGUAAAGUGCUUUAAAAAAUGUUAGGUGAAUAGUGCUACAUAAAAUAGAGAAUUUUAAUAUCCUGUGUUGUAAGAAGCAAAGUGAAUAAUACUUGACUCUUAAAAGGGGGAAGAUAAUAUGCUGAAAAGAUUAAUAAGAAUCUGAUAAACUCCCCCAGGCUUGCAAAAAAAAAAUCUGAGUUCAAAGUGAAGCUAAAUCCUAGCUAAUAAAUGUUCAUUAAAAGCAAUAUUUAUACCAUAGCAGAUUUAAAUGAAAAUAUGGUGUUCUUAAAUUUAAGCUUUUUAAAUGAUCAAAUGGAUGUGAAAUGAAUCAGAACCUAUUUAUAUUCACACAGUAUUUUGCAUAUAUGGUAAAAUUACUUAAAAUAAAUACUAUUAUAAUAAAAAAUAUUUUAUGAGAGACUUCUAGGCCAUCCAAUUCCUGCUUAUUUCUAUAACAAAACAAUUUGGAUCCCUUUAGAAAUUCACUAUAAUAGGAUUUGGCCAUGUAACAGAUAUAAUAGAUUGAGACCAAUUAAUUUGAGGAUUGUAUUUUCAAAUAAAUACUAGUUAUUUAAUUCACUAGAAAAGAUUGAGGAGAAACCACUUAAUAAAGAACACAAGUAAGAGAAUACAUAUCAUCAUAAAAACGAUCAUAAUGCAUUCUAACCAAAAUUACAUUUAUCAAAUAACAGUGUGAAACCUAUAUAUUUCACUAUACAUAUUUAGCUUGUAUCUGUUGUUUUUUAAAUCCUAAAUAAAUGUCUAAACCUUCCAAACUGCUUUAAAUAAUUGAUGAAUGCUAUACUUUUGCUUGUUCAUAAGAGAUUACUGGAAAAUUAUAAUGCAAGUAUAUUGGCUUGGAGCAAUCCUUGUAAUAAAUGAAGACAGGAUUCUUCAAAAUACUAUACAAUGCACCAACCUUAAUCAGGUUUUUAAGUUGUUCAUUUUAAUAUGUGAUAUUUGCUGGUAGCUUUCUAAGUCUAUUAGCACCACAUAUAGAGAGUUAAAGAGUUUUUCAAAUAAUAUGACUUAAUCUUUAAAAAAUAUUGGUAGCAGUUGUAUAAUUAAAAGACAAGGAUUUCUUGGGUCAUUUUUUUAUCUUGCUACUGAAGGAAACUUCCCCACCAAUAUUAUAAACAUGAAGGUAGGAAAAUCUGGGAGAAAUAUUUUUGUACUGCAGCAAAGAAUCUUACUAAUAAUAUCCAUUAUUUGGUUUAAUUCCAAAGUCAGACUAGCUUUCUCUGUCAGAGGUCUCAAAACUUAUUUACCAAAAAAUGAAUUAUAGGAAAAAUUAGCACAUAACUUUGUGUAAGCAAUCUUGAAAUGACGCAAGUUGUCACCCAGAUCAUUUAAAAACAUCUAAUGUGCAUCCUUCCUCUAAGAUGGUCUUCAACAAACCUUACCAUUCAUACUUCCAUUUUUUCAUGUGUUUCAAG